Salarias fasciatus (jewelled blenny) is the source of this 1434-nucleotide messenger RNA. It is a transcript of the gene chmp3, whose product is annotated as charged multivesicular body protein 3. NCBI's taxonomy places the organism in Eukaryota, Metazoa, Chordata, Actinopteri, Blenniiformes, Blenniidae. Gene Ontology annotation, biological process: vacuolar transport. The transcript is spliced from 6 exons. The coding region runs from base 1 to 663 and encodes 220 amino acids. The record is from RefSeq and is a predicted model, not a curated record.
AUGGGGCUGUUCGGAAGAACAUCGGAUAGACCACCAAAAGAGCUGAUCAGUGAGUGGUCCAAGAAAGUUAGGACGGAGAUGAGAGUGAUUGACAGACAGAUUCGAGAUAUUCAGAGAGAAGAAGAAAAAGUCAAAAGAUCCAUCAAAGAUGCUGCCAAAAAGGGCCAGAAAGACGUGUGCCUGGUCCUCGCAAAGGAGCUGAUUCAGUCAAGACGGGCAGUCACGAAGCUUUACUCCUCCAAAGCCCAGAUGAACUCUGUGAUUCUCGGCAUGAAGAACCAGGGUGCUAUGCUGCGUGUAGCCGGCUCGUUGCAGAAGAGCACAGAGGUCAUGAAGGCCAUGCAGAAUCUGGUUAAAAUCCCAGAGAUCCAGGCCACCAUGAGGGAGCUGUCCAAGGAGAUGACAAAGGCUGGUAUUAUUGAAGAAAUGCUGGAGGACACAUUCGAGAGCAUGGAGGAUGGGGAGGACAUGGAGGAAGAAGCAGAGGAGGAGGUUGACAAGAUCCUCUUUGAGAUCACAGCAGGGGCCCUCGGCAAAGCGCCAAGCAAAGUCACAGACGCGCUGCCCAAUGUGGACGACAUCGGGGCCACGGCGGCGUCGGAUGAGGAGUCGGAGGAAGACAUCGAGGAGAUGCAGACGAGACUGGAGGCUCUGAGGAGCUAAACGGAACCGCCGCCGUUCUGCCUGCUUCAGUCAGGCCGCACACUCCGUCAGCAACACAGACAGUUCUGCCGCAGGAUUCCCCGCGCCGGCGUCCGCUCCGCUUCAUAUUAUAACUUUGAUUUCACAUAAUCGUGUGGGGUUAACUUUGUGCUAUGACAGUCAAGGUUUAUUUUUUUGUUUUGGUUUUUAAUAGAAACUCUGGUCUGCUCAGCCGGAGGACAGGGGUGUUUUGUUUUUUUGUCUUAUCAUCUGGGGCGACCCUUGGUCAGUCGUUAAUAUCCAAAGUCAAACAGAAGGGUUAAGAAGGUGUACAUAAUGUAAGUAUGAAAAGCCUGCUGUGCCUACAGUGCUCCGUCGUAUUCUUCUGUCCAAAGCUGAGGACUGGCUGUGGAAGGAUUUGAGUGUUUACGAUCCAAACGAGGAAUGGAGGGACUCGUGGAAUCACAUUGGAUGAGUUUUAAUCUUCUAGGAUACAUCUCUGUUAGCGAAGCUGUUCGGCUCACCAGGAAUUAGCCUCCGAAGUCUGAAACUCUACAGGUGGCGGGCUGCAGAUCUCACUUCUAACACUAGAUUUUCUUGUCAGUACAAAUGUAUGUAGUAUAUAUAUAUAAAUGUGGUUUUACAUGUUACACACACACACACACACACACACACAAAUAUGUCCCAAAUCUCUGUUUGUCAUUAACAUUCUGCUAGUUCAAUGUGUGUUUUUCAGUUACUUCUCAACUGGAUGAUGCAGAAGAAAUAAAGAAGCUGGUUGAUGUUUGGUCA